AUGACUGCUCAGCCCUUCAAGGUGAUUAUCGUCGGCGGCGGACCGAGCGGCAUCACGGCGGCACACAUUCUACAUCGCGCCGGCAUCGAGUCUGUCGUUCUCGAACGGAGAGACAGCAUCGUCGAGGAUGUCGGAGCUAGUUUGGUCCUCUCUCCUGGAUCUCUCCGGGUGUUCCAUCAACUUGGGAUUCUUGACCAGCUCAUGGAGAUUUGCAGCAUGCUCUCAGCAAGCAAGGGCUUCACCACCGACGGAAAAGUCUUUAAACAGUUCAAAAUCGGCCAGAUGAUGUUGGAGAACCACGGUACGGGACUCGCAACGUUCCAUCGCGCCCACCUUGUUCAAGUCCUCUAUGAUACUCUCCCCGAGUGUGUAAAAGCACGGUACCAUACGGGAAAAAAGGUCACAGACAUCACACCCACCGACGGGGGCGUUGUGGUAACUUGCGAAGACGGCUCGAGCUACUCCGGAAACAUGGUCAUCGGCGCCGACGGCGUUCACUCCGCCACCCGGCGCCAGAUGCGCAAACUCGCCCUCGCCGAAGACCCGACUCGCACGUGGGACCCCGUGAACCCGUUCAAAGCACACUACCAGUGUUUGUGGGCGUCUUUCCCCCGCCCCAGCGCGGCCGGGGAAGGCUUCGAGACGCAGGGCACAGAUCGGUCCAUCAUGUACCUGACCGGUAAGGAAAGGGGGUGGAUCUUCCUUUACGAGAAGCUACCCGCACCCACCUCCGAGAGGAUCUCCUUCACGACCGAGCAACUCGAGGAGUACGCGGGGCGGUUUGCUGAAUGGCCAGUCACGGACACGCUCAAGGUGAAAGACGUAUUCAACGAGCGGUACAGUGUAGGCGGGGCUGGCCUUGAGGAGGGCAUCUGCUCUCACUGGAGCUGGGGCGGCCGCAUAGUGCUCGUUGGCGACGCCGCGCACAAGUUCACGCCAAACGCGGGUCUAGGGUUCAGCAACGGUAUUCAGGAUGUUGUUGCGCUGUGCAACAGGCUGCGGCCGCUUGUUCAAGAGUCAUCAUCCGCCGGAGGCGGCGGCGGUGGCGGCGGCCAGCCCCUGACAGCCGAUUUGCACAACAUGUUCGAUAUGUAUCAGAAGGAGAGACGAGCUCCGCUGGAGGUUGACUUGAAGGCUUCGGCCCGGGUAACACGAAUGCAUGCAUGGGCAUCAACUUGGCACUGGCUAUUUGCGAGAUACUUGAUGGCGUUCUCGUUUGUGCAGAAGAUUUUCUUUUCGUUCGCUUUGUCGCCCACAGUUCAACAGUCGCGGGUGCUGGAUUUCGUAACGGCUAUGGAGGCUUUUGAGGGGAAUUUCAAAUGGCUACACCCUCUACCGAGCGACAAGUAG
This is a messenger RNA of Colletotrichum truncatum, 1350 nucleotides long. RefSeq names its product FAD binding domain-containing protein. Gene Ontology annotation, molecular function: FAD binding. Lineage: Eukaryota; Fungi; Ascomycota; Sordariomycetes; Glomerellales; Glomerellaceae. The record is from RefSeq and is a predicted model, not a curated record.